GAAAUAAUUCUUAAAGAAAACUGAAGUCUUCCUUUGUCUUUGCAGCGGCAUGUCUCUGAUUUCUAUAUCUCUGAUUUCCAGUCUGGAUUAAGGGCUUUGGUCAAAACUGGGUAUGGUGCAAGAGUAACCCCUUAUGUUGAAGAGUCUAUUGUUGUGGAUAUUGAUCAAUCAAAUAGGGACAUGUCACCUGAAUUUGUCAGAUGGCUGGCACAGAGAAAUCUGUCCAGUGAUGACCGAAUAAUGCGAUUGAAAGAAGGGUAUAUAAAAGAGGGUAGCACUGUGAGUGUAAUGGGAGUUGUCCGACGGAACGAUAACGUUCUGAUGAUUGUUCCUCCUCCAGAGCCACUUUCAACAGGAUGUCAGUGGUCUAAAUGUAUUCUUCCAGCCAGUCUGGAGGGUAUCGUUUUGAGAUGUGAGGACAGUUCAAAGAUUGAUGUCAUUCCUGUGUAGCACUUUUAUCAUUAUAGAAGGCUCUGCUGUUUUUGUUUUAAAUAUGUUGGAAAACCCUCUUCUGUCAGUGGCAACAAGAAUGGCAUCUUCACUCAGUUAACCAGAUAUGUAUAGUUUGUCGAUUUGAUUUGUUUUUUUUUUAUAUUCUUGUUGUAAUGGUGUUGGUGUCAUCAAAUGUGUAGAUACUGAUGAUUUUUUGAGAGAGUUGUUAUGG
Messenger RNA from Solanum tuberosum (potato), 664 nucleotides. RefSeq lists its product as uncharacterized. The coding region runs from base 181 to 450 and encodes 89 amino acids. The transcript has 2 exons. The record is from RefSeq and is a predicted model, not a curated record. NCBI's taxonomy places the organism in Eukaryota, Viridiplantae, Streptophyta, Magnoliopsida, Solanales, Solanaceae.